CAAGACAAGAAACUAACGCACCGACAGAUGAAAAGGCCAUUUCCUGUACAAAUUGAAAUACAGAAUUAAAUGUUAUUUUAUCAGAUAUUCUGACGGAGUACUUCUCAUAAAGUUCAAAUAUAAAAUUUCUAAGUGAUGCAAUACUACCUGACAAGAUGAUGAUACAAAAACCAGGUCAAUUUUAACAGAUUAGGGGCCAGGGCCCCAAACAGCCAUCCUCGUUAACUAUGGACAAAAAGGGGAAACAUGUCAGCAUUCGGGUCAUCUUCUUAGAUGAUCAGGUGCACGCCUUUCAAAUACAUAUCAAGGGAUUUGGUCAAGCACUUUGGGACGCUGUGACCAAGCAUCUAAGUUUGGUAGAAUCAGACUACUUUGAUCUAGAAUAUGAAGACAGCAGGGGUAUUCAGAACUGGUUGGACAGAGAUAAAGCUAUAUUAAAACAGUUACCAAGUGCAGACACACCUUUGAAGUUUCUUGUAAAGUUUUAUACUCCAGACCCUGCACUGCUGGAAGAUGAGUUAACCAGGUAUUUGUAUGCUCUACAGAUAAAGAAAGAUUUGGUGACUGGGUCACUGACUUGUAGUGAUAACACAAUGGCUCUUCUUGCAUCAUAUAUUGCUCAAGCUGAAGUAGGGGAUUUCCCUAUUGAAGAAUAUGCAGAUCACACUUAUCUCCGUGCCAACAAUUUACGCUAUAUCCCCAACCAGACGGAGGAGAUAGAGAAAAAAAUCAUGGAAUAUCACAAACAACAUGUGGGAGAGAACCCAGCAGAAGCUGAUAUGAACUUGCUAGACACAGCUAGAAAGGUGGAGCUAUAUGGGAUAAGGAUGGUACCUGCUAAGGACCAUGAAAAUGUUUCGCUGAACCUAGCGAUAUCACAUUCAGGUAUUCUGGUGUUCCAAGGUCUCACCAAGAUCAACACAUUCUCAUGGGCGAAAAUCCGAAAACUUAGCUUCAAGCGGAAACGGCUUCUCAUCAAGUUACAUCCUGAAAAUUAUGGUUAUUACAAAGAUUUGGUGGAGUUUUUCUUUGAUUCCCGUGACGAGUGUAAAACAUUCUGGAAGAAGUGUAUAGAGCAUCACGGCUUCUUCCGUUGUCAACGUGUGAAGAAGCUCCCUAGAAACAAAACACGAGUCGUAAGCAGAGGGUCCUCUUUUAGGUAUAGUGGUAGAACCCAGAAACAGCUCUCUGAAUUCAUCAGGGAAAGUUUUAGCGGGAAGCGUCCACAAUUUGAGAGAACUGUAAGUGGACGAAUCUCUAGUCGAAGUUCCAGUGUCACACCAAAAAUUCCUGCCAAAGUUUCCAUGCACAAUUCUGCUGACCUUCAUAAUACGUCUGCUUCAAGUGGAUCACAUAUCCUCGACCAGUCAUCUCUACCACGUCAACACGGUAAUGUAUCUGAUGCACCAGAUAUCCACAGCGAGAGCUCAGUGUCUGGAAGCAGGUCACUGAACUCUCCAAAGUUGGAGCACUCUCUUAGCCAGGAGGAAGGAACACCACAUCACCAUGCUCCCACGGUGAUGGAACGAGAGGAGGCGGAACAAGGAGAUGUUGCCAUAGUAACCCAGCAGCAGACACAGCAUGUAGCAGAAGUACAAGUGCCAAAACCUGUCAACCAUAAGCUGGGUUUACCUCAUUUGUUGGAGCGUGGGGACCGGGAAGUAUCGGCACCCGUUCUCCGACAUCUUGUCAAUGACGGACCGGAAACCAAUGAUAUGGAGCAUGAGCUACCGAGAUCCGAUGAAAUAGAAAACAUUCCAGAAACAGUAGAUGAAGAGGAAGAGGAUAUCUGCUUCACAGCACACCACCAUCAACAUCAUACCCCACAUCAUAACAUAGGGUUAAUGAACGGACAUUCUCACUCGGAGACUACCCCUGUUAUAACAACAGAUGUUGAUGCUGUAGAAGAUGAUUACAAUCCCCAGACAACAUCAACACAAGCCGAGAUUGUAGAGGUGCAAGAUUCUACUAUAGAGCUGUCUGGAGAUUACUACCCACCACCACCACCCCCUCUGCCCAUCUCACACGAUCUGUCCCUGUCACCAGGGUCAGGUCAGUCUACACCAAGGAAAGAUAUGAGGUCAUCAGCUAGUGGAUUAAACAGCAACAUUAGUACAUUAUCUGAGACUAGAACAGAGGGUUCUGAAGAUGGGGACAGGAGAAAAAGUACCAAGCGUUAUCCAGUGGACAAGGCCUACUAUAUUGCCAAGGAGUUGCUAAUGACUGAAAGAACUUACAAGAAAGAUUUAGAAGUUAUUACAGUGUGGUUCAAGAAUGCAGUGAAGAUAGGAGAUACAAUUCCUGACUUCCUCACAGACUUAUUUAGAUACAUGGACCCUAUCUACAACUUUCAUCUGAAUUUUCUGAAGGAUGUUGAACAACGCUUGUCCCUGUGGGAAGGCAAAUCUAAUGCUCAUUUGAAUGGUGACUAUCAACGUAUUGGUGACAUCAUGGUUAAUUCUUUCCUUACAUCAUUGGGGCCUUAUAUGAACUACCUGGAGAAACAGGAUGACAUUUUAGUAGAGUUGGAGAAGGCCCAGAAGACAAACAAAGACUUUGACUACCUGUGUAAGGAUUUCGAGGCACAGAAAGUGUGUUAUCUCCCCUUGACAACCUUCCUCCUCAAGCCUGGACAGAGACUACUACAUUAUAAACUACUCCUGGAAAGGUUGACUAGACAUUACUCAAAGGCACACCCUGACUACAUGGACUGCCAUGCAACACUGACGAAAUUAAUAGAGCUUGCACAGACGUUCAGGUCUCAGAGGAAAUGUAUGGAGAACCUUCAGAAAUUGAUGGAAUUACAGCGUGACCUUGUAGGUCUAGACACUAUUGUUCAUCCUGACAGGGAGUUUAUUCGGGAAGGUUGCCUACAGAAAUUUUCAAGAAAAGGUUAUCAACAACGAAUGUUCUUCUUGUUUUCCGACAUGCUGGUGUAUACAAGUAGAACAGCCACGCCCCUUCAACAGUUCAAAGUUCAUGGUCAGGUACCAUUGAGGGGAAUGAUAAUAGAGGAGUCUGACCAUGCUAAGAUGGCUGUUGCCAACAGUUUUGCUAUAUAUGGUGGAAAUAAAUGUAUUCUGGUAGCAGCUAGCUCACAGGAAGAAAAGGAUAAAUGGAUAGAAGAUUUAAACGAGGGGACGAUUCAAGCCAAGUCAAGAAAUGAUGAUAAACUGAACUAUCCUAGUCUUAAAUCAAGUACCAGUGAGUAG
Messenger RNA from Ruditapes philippinarum (Manila clam), 3212 nucleotides. RefSeq names its product FERM, ARHGEF and pleckstrin domain-containing protein 1-like. Lineage: Eukaryota; Metazoa; Mollusca; Bivalvia; Venerida; Veneridae. The coding region runs from base 228 to 3212 and encodes 994 amino acids. Gene Ontology annotation, molecular function: guanyl-nucleotide exchange factor activity. The record is from RefSeq and is a predicted model, not a curated record. Gene Ontology annotation, cellular component: cytoskeleton. The transcript has 24 exons.